GGGUACGAAUAAAGCGCGUGGUUAACGUUGUAAUUUUUAAAACGUGUUUCGUUAGCCAAUUCAUAUAGAAGCACCUAACCACUCGAGAGAAGUAAAGUAAAAGUGACAACAUGGUUGACAUGAAAAGUGAAGAAAUUAAUGGGGAGACCGAAGUUCCGCAAAAAAGUGCAAAACAGUUGCUAAAGGAAGCAAAAAAGCAAGCAAAAUUAGAGAAGUUUAAACAAAAGCAGGAAAAAAAGGAAAGCGAUAAACCUUCGAAACCGAAAGAAAAAAAUGAAAAAAUAGAAAAGAAAAAAGAAAACAAAGAAUCUGCUGUGUACACAGUAAAUACACUUGCAGGAGAAAAGAAAGAUGUUACAUCCACAAUGCCUGAAGCAUAUAGUCCAAAAUAUGUUGAAGCUGCAUGGUAUGCAUGGUGGGAAAAACAAGGCUUUUUUAAACCUGAAUAUGGUAGAAAGAAUAUAUUAGAAUCAAAUCCUAAGGGUAAAUUUGUUAUGGUAAUACCACCUCCUAAUGUAACUGGUUUUCUUCAUCUUGGACAUGCUUUAACUAAUGCCGUACAAGAUGCUAUUACAAGAUGGAAUCGUAUGAAAGGGCGCACAACCUUAUGGAAUCCCGGUUGUGAUCAUGCAGGUAUUGCCACUCAGGUUGUUGUUGAAAAGAAACUUUGGAAGGAGGAACAAAAAUCACGUCAUGAUAUAGGGAGAGAUAAUUUUAUACAAAAAAUUUGGACGUGGAAAGAAGAGAAAGGAAAUAGAAUUUACUUGCAAUUAAAAAAAUUAGGAGGAUCAUACGAUUGGGAUCGUGCUUGCUUCACUAUGGAUCCAAAACUGUGUCGUGCUGUUACAGAAGCUUUUAUAAGGUUACAUGAUGAAGGUGUCAUUUACAGAAGUAAUCGCUUGGUCAAUUGGUCCUGUACAUUAAAAAGUGCUAUUUCUGACAUAGAAGUUGAUAAAUUGGAAUUAACUGGUAAGACAUUGCUAUCAAUUCCUGGAUAUCAAGAAAAAAUAGAAUUUGGAGUAUUAGUAUUGUUUGCUUAUGAGGUGGUAGAUUCUAAGGAAAAGAUAGUAGUGGCUACCACUCGUAUUGAAACAAUGCUUGGAGAUACAGCUAUUGCUGUUCAUCCAAAAGAUACUAGGUAUGUUCAAUUUAUCGGAAAAUACGUGCAACACCCGUUUUGUAACAGAAAGUUACCCAUUAUAGCUGAUGAAUUUGUUGAAGUCGAAUUUGGAACAGGAGCUGUAAAAAUUACACCCGCUCACGAUCCUAACGAUUAUGAAGUCGGGAAAAGACAUAAUUUACCAUUUAUCACUAUUUUCGAUGACAGUGGAAACAUUAUUGGAGAUUAUGGUCAAUUUACGGGAAUGAAACGAUUCCACGCUAGAGCAGCUAUUAUAAAAGAGUUAACAGCUAAAAAUUUGUUCAUCGAGAUCAAAGAUAAUCCCAUGGUGGUACCAACAUGUAGUAGAUCUAAAGAUGUGGUUGAACCAUUAAUGAAACCUCAAUGGUAUAUAAAAUGCAGUGACAUGGCUGCAAAAGCAAUGGAUGUAGUGAAAACCGGUGAACUGAAAAUUAUGCCAAAUCAAUACAAAAAAAUUUGGUUCCAUUGGAUGGAAAAUAUAAGAGAUUGGUGUAUCUCUCGUCAAUUAUGGUGGGGUCAUCGUAUUCCUGCCUACUCUGUUAAAACGAUUAAUAUAGCAGAAAAUAUCAAGACAGAUGAUGAUUAUUGGGUAAGUGCGCAUUCAGAAAGCGAAGCUAAGGAAAAAGCAGCUAAAAAAUUAGGCACUAUCGUGGAUAACAUUAUUGUUGAGCAAGAUCCUGAUGUGCUGGAUACAUGGUUUUCCUCUGGUCUAUUUCCAUUUUCGAUAUUCGGAUGGCCAGACGAGACAGAGGAACUUAAAGCAUUUUAUCCAGGAACAUUGUUAGAAACCGGACACGAUAUAUUAUUUUUCUGGGUAGCACGAAUGGUAUUCCUUGGGCAAAAAUUAUUAAAGAAAUUGCCAUUUAAAGAAGUGUAUUUGCAUGCUAUGGUACGAGAUGCACACGGAAGAAAAAUGAGCAAAUCGUUGGGAAAUGUCAUAGAUCCUAUGGAUGUAAUUAAUGGAAUAUCGUUACAGGGUCUUCAUAAACAAUUAAUGGAUUCAAAUUUGGAUCCAAAAGAGCUGAAGCGUGCUAUCGAAGGACAAAAACGUGACUAUCCACAAGGGAUUCCAGAGUGUGGAACUGACGCCUUACGUUUUGCUCUUUGCGCUUAUACAACGCAAGGUCGCGAUAUUAAUCUCGAUAUUCUUCGCGUACAAGGAUAUCGAUUCUUCUGUAACAAGAUAUGGAACGCGGCAAAAUUCUCUCUUGCAUACCUCGAUUCUAAUCUUGAUUAUGAUGAUGUUCAAUUGACAAAUAAAGAUAUCCAAAAUGAUAAUAUGGUAGGUGCUGGUGAUUGGUAUAAGAGCACCUUGAAAGAAAUGUGCGUACAAGAGGCACUGAAUAAUUAUUUAGGAGAUUACCCUUAUUUAGAUGGAUAUAAUCCCUCGCAGAUUGAUGUAAAAGUUUACCAAACCUUCGUCAGAUUAAAUACUAAUUUCAUGAACUAUCCUCACUUGCAUCGUUGGUAUAAACACGUGGCAUCUUAUAAUGAACAAGAACAAUCUGUAUUUCGCUCGGAAAAGGGUAAAAUAUUACCUCAAUGUGGUUGCAAGAUACACGAUCACAAUAAUAGAAAGAAGCAGUUACAAGGUGAGAUAAAUAUGGAUUCAUGGAUGCUUUCUCGUGUAAGUUACGCGGUGAAAACCUGUGAUGAAGCAAUGGCACAGUACGAUUUGCCAACAGCCAGCACUAGUUGUUACAAUCUUUGGUUGUACGAUCUAUGCGAUGUUUAUUUGGAGUAUUUGAAACCAGUAUUUCAAAGCAAUGAUAACGAGAGAAAGCACUCAGCAAGUAUAACCCUAUUUAAGGUGCUAGACAUAGGAUUAAGACUAUUGAGUCCAUUUAUGCCAUUCAUAACGGAAGAACUUUAUCAACGUUUACCUCGCAAGAAACAGCUUUAUCCAAGUAUUUGUGUUAGUCCGUUUCCAGAAAUUUCGGAGUGCCCCUGGAGGAAUGAAGAAAUAGAGAAGGAUAUAGAUUUUGCCAACAAAUUAAUAAAAAAUAUUCGGUCAACGCGUGCAACUUACAACUUACCGAACAAAGUAAAGACUGAAGCAUUUCUUAUAUGCACUAGUGAUAGUCUGAAAGAAAAACUUCUGCAAUAUAAGCUUUUGAUAGAAACGCUCUCGUAUUCUACGCUUAAUACGAUGGAACCACCAACAGGAUGCGCUAUCGUUACUAUCACUGAUAAAGUUCAAGUGCAUCUACUGUUAAAGGGUUUAAUUGAUCCAAAGAAGGAGAUAGAGAAACUUAGCAAGAAGGAAGAGCAGUUAAUAGAUAUUAUACGCAAAACUAAGCAAGCUAUGGAAAUUUCUGAUUAUAAUGUGAAAGUACCUCUGGAUGUACAAAAUAGUAACAAAGAGAGAUUGACAAAUAGUGAAGGAGAGCUACAACGAAUCAUCGAUGCAUUAUCAGCGCUACGAGCAAUGUAA
Habropoda laboriosa is the source of this 3575-nucleotide messenger RNA. It is a transcript of the gene ValRS, whose product is annotated as valine--tRNA ligase. Gene Ontology annotation, cellular component: cytosol. NCBI's taxonomy places the organism in Eukaryota, Metazoa, Arthropoda, Insecta, Hymenoptera, Apidae. Gene Ontology annotation, molecular function: valine-tRNA ligase activity; ATP binding; aminoacyl-tRNA deacylase activity. Gene Ontology annotation, biological process: valyl-tRNA aminoacylation. The record is from RefSeq and is a predicted model, not a curated record. The transcript has 18 exons. Bases 111 to 3575 code for a protein of 1154 amino acids.